AUGUGUGCUACCUGCUCUGGGGAAACGUGCCAGAACGCUGCCCUUAUCAUCAUUGAAGAGGACGACGAUGACGAGCCUCAAGACAACCCUGACGAUCCACCAAUACUGGAGUACCUACCUACAGGGAACGAAGACGGCGACCCACCAAUAGUGGAAGACAUACCUAUUGAAGAGCAACGAAAAUCGAAUUCCAAAAUAUUCGGAAAACUUCCUCCGGCGCUCUCGUCUGCUACAGCUUCAAUAUUUGGUGGAGGCUUGGAGCUUCUCAGGAACUUCGGCGGAAGUUUUGGAAACUUGGGUUCGGAUAUUGACGAUGACACGGAAGACAACCAACAUUCGGACGGGGGUCCAUGCGAGGCCGGUUCGACAAAGGCGCGACGCCGACGCACGGCCUUCACAAGUGAGCAGCUCCUCGAACUUGAGCGCGAAUUCCACGCCAAGAAGUACCUGUCGCUGACGGAGCGCAGUCAGAUAGCUUCGGCUCUGCGGCUAUCCGAGGUGCAGGUGAAAAUAUGGUUCCAGAAUAGAAGGGCGAAGUGGAAAAGGGUCAAAGCGGGGUUAGGCACUGGCCCCCACCAGAGUAUCAAGGGUGCCCAACAAAAGAGCAAACUCGUCGUCCCGAUCCCAGUUCAUGUGAACAGAUUUGCCGUGCGAAGCCAGCACCAGCAGCUCGAGAGGGCCUUAGGAGAUCUCGCAGGGAGGGUUUUGGCAAGCCACGCGGCGCUUAGGGCCGGUUUAGACUUGCACGGAUUUCACCCCCAGGCGCCACCCCACUGA
Messenger RNA from Anoplophora glabripennis (Asian longhorned beetle), 777 nucleotides. RefSeq names its product homeobox protein unplugged-like. Gene Ontology annotation, biological process: regulation of nervous system development; regulation of transcription by RNA polymerase II. The coding region runs from base 1 to 777 and encodes 258 amino acids. The transcript has 4 exons. The record is from RefSeq and is a predicted model, not a curated record. Gene Ontology annotation, cellular component: nucleus. NCBI's taxonomy places the organism in Eukaryota, Metazoa, Arthropoda, Insecta, Coleoptera, Cerambycidae. Gene Ontology annotation, molecular function: RNA polymerase II transcription regulatory region sequence-specific DNA binding; DNA-binding transcription factor activity, RNA polymerase II-specific.